Molecule: messenger RNA, 3742 nt
Organism: Mya arenaria
Lineage: Eukaryota; Metazoa; Mollusca; Bivalvia; Myida; Myidae
Exons: 15
Coding region: 8-1654 (548 amino acids)
Molecular function (GO): oxidoreductase activity, acting on the CH-OH group of donors, NAD or NADP as acceptor; NAD binding; NADP binding
Source: RefSeq, a predicted model, not a curated record
AACAAAAAUGGCGGCGAAACUGCAGAUCGGCGAUCUUGUUUGGGCCAAGAUGAAAAGUUUCCCGGCUUGGCCUGGAAAGAUUGUUGAAAGUAACCCAGACAUAAAGAAGCCAAAGAAUGUAAAAAACCAGCACUUUAUAUUCUUCUUUGGAUCAGAGAAUUUUGCCUGGAUUCCAUUCGAGACUGUGUACCCUUACAUUGGAAACAAGGAGAAGUUUUUGCUGACUACAAGAAUACCUCGCGGGUUCAAGGAGGCAAUUGAUGCGAUAGAAGAUGCCAUUAAAAAUAUGCCAGAGGAGGCUAUGGCCGACUACCAGCAGAGAAUGUCUAGGCCCGACCCCGUGCCUGAGGAACUGAACAACAGUGUUGAAAGUGCUGACUCAGACAGUCCCGACAAACCAAAGAGAAAGAAACGUUCUAGAGAGUCUGACAGAGGGACAGAGGAUGGCACACCUAAAAAGACACCAAGACUAAAAUCAAAAUCCCCACCAGAUUCAUCAGGGAAAAAGGUGCGGCCUGUAAAAAGCCUCACCCCCUCAGAGAAGAUCCUCAAGCGGGCCAAGAUGACCGCCUCCUCAUCACCAUCACAAAACAUCUUCUCAUCAUUCAGCGCCAAAAAGUCACCAGGGAAAAUACGGGAGAGAAAACUACCAGAACUCAGGGUGAGUGAGAGUGACCUGUCAUAUGACCCUAGCCUGGGGGCUCCAGGGAUGCCCCUGUCCUCUGGCAGUCUGGCGAGUGAGGCGGGUGGUACCCCAAGCCAGGUGAAGUCGGUCAUCCCCACCCCCAUGAGGAUCGGGUUCCUGGGGCUGGGCAUUAUGGGGCAGGGAAUGGUGAUGAAUCUAUUGAGGUCGGGACACGAAGUCACUGUCUGGAACAGGACUGCUCAGAAGUGUCGGGACUUUGUGAAAGCAGGGGCAUUGAAAGGGAACUCACCAUGCGAGGUUGUACAACAGUGUGACAUAACGUUUUGCUGCGUCGCAGACACCACUGCUGUCAAGGAUAUAGUUUUCACGACAAACACAGGAGUGUUACACGGAAUCACGGCAGGGAAAUGCUUUGUGGAAAUGUCCACAAUAGACGAGGAAACUGUGCAAGAUGUGGCUGAGGCGAUCCAGGCACGAGGGGGAGUAUACCUGGAGGCCCCGGUGGUUGGUUCCCGUGUUCCUGCUCUCGAAGGACAGCUCACCAUUCUUGCAUCCGGGGACCGGAAACUCUUUGAUGACUGCUUCUCAUGUUUCGAGGCUAUAGGAAAGAAGUCUUUGUAUCUCGGUUCUGACCCGGGAGCAGCGACACGUAUGAAGCUGAUCAUAAACAUGGUAAUGGGUACAGUUGUUGCAUCGCUGGCCGAGGGCAUGGCAAUGGCAGAGAAGGUUGGCCUUGACCUUGAGGACGUCGCCGAGGUGCUCAGUCUCGGUUCCCUCCGGUGCCCAGCCAUCAUACACAAGAGUCAAGCGAUCCUGAACCAGAAGUAUGAUCCCCACUUCCCGCUUCAGCACCAACAGAAGGACCUCCGUCUCGCUCUCCAGCUCGGUGACAAGGUGGAACAACCGCUCUACAUCGCAGCAGCAGCCAACGAGUUGUACAAGAAGGCACGAAGACUUGGGUAUGGAGAGAGUGACAUUUCUGCAGUGUUCCGAGCUGCAAGUAACUGACAAUACUGAUUCUUGUUCAAGUGUUUGUGUUUUACCAUGUGUAGGAGAUGGAGAAAUAGUUCUGCUGAAUGGGUACAUAGCCUGCAUGCUAAGUUGUGGCUUCAUUGGAAUGUUGGCAACUUCAAUUGAUAUGUGUAGUGUUUACAGACGAAGAUGAACUUAUUCCCUGAGAAAAUCAGGACUGUUUUGAAGAAUGUACGGAAUGAGCAGAAUGGUAAGGAUUGUGCCAAGAAAGUACUGUACACAAAAGCUGACCAGUACAGAUGUGCUGGUGUGCCAGAUCUGGAAACUCAACCUGAAAUACAGAUCAAAUUUUAGAGAAAUUGUUAAACUUUCCCAUUGCAACCAAUGGGAAAGGGUUAAUCUUCCAUUGUAACAUAAUGGGAAUAUUUGUCAGUCAGUUAUGUGUCUAUUUUUUUGUGUUUUUGUUUUUCAAGGCAAAAAGUUGAGGUAUUCAAUUUAAUAGCUUAAAAAACGUUUUAACCUUGGCCAUGAAUCAAAAACAGUUCCAAUAUAUUCACAUAAACUUGCACAUGGGACAUUAUGCAUGUGUGUAGCAAGUUUCAUAACUGAAUCUUCAAUAAUGGUAAACAAAUUUAUUCCCCUUUUAGACAAAAACACCCAGACUGGCAUUGGGACUGGCUUGCAGUUCUCUUGUUUUGAUCCUGGUGACAGGUGUUAUCUCGUAACCAAUGGCAGCAUGUAGAACAAAUCUUCUCAUGAUUGUGUUGUAUUAGGACAUAUAAAAUUAUAUGUAAUCACAUAAACGGAUACCAUUUAUACAAAAUUUCUUAUUGCUAGCGUAUCAUUUCCAUCACAGACAUGUUUUCAUUUGGAUUGGAUAUUGUUAACCUCUCCUAACAUGUUUGAUUUGUUUUUAUUUACACUUAUGUCUAUGAUCAGUGUUUAUUGAAAUGUUUGCACAUAAUGAAAAAUAAGUCAAAUUAUGAAAUUGUUUAGUUAGGUGAUUAUCUAACCAUGCCAACACCAACAGUAACAGCAAUCAUAGACAUAAUUUUGUGCACCGGGCAAGUGGUUGACAAAAUGUAUCAUAAUUGUGUUGAUUGAAAAUGUUGUGUUUUGUGUGAAAUUUUAUGGUAUGACAAGUUUAUGAUACCAAUGUAACCAUUAUAGUUGAAUUAACUACUCCACGGACCAAUUAUAUAUGUUUGAAGUUGGCAUUGGACAGUGUUGAUGAAUAUGUGACAUCACCAGAUUUUUGGCACAAAGUUAGAUGCAGUGAUUUGAAAAGAACACAUUGUUGCACUCAAUAAAUUAAACUAUAAUGUAAGUUAAAUAUACAUUUUUGCCAAAAAAUUGACUUUGGGCCGAUCAUUCUGUGAGUCUUGAGUUGUAAAAAUUGCAAAUGGUGAGUAAAAGAAAAUUUUGGUACAUAAACAUGUAUAUAAUUAUUCAUUUUUCCAUUGACUGCAUAAAUGCAGGGAGUUAUACUGCAGCACUGUGUGGAAACUUUCAACAUCACAUCAUGCAAGUUGUGUGUUCACUUCGCUAGGUAGGAGUAUAAUUAUAAAAUCUAUGGUCUUGAAAUUUGAGAAAUGCAUCUUAAGUUUAUUAGCCCUUACUUGGGAUUAAAUGCAUAGAAUUUUUUUUUUAAUUUGCUGUAGAGCAAUUUGAAAAUCAGAGUUCAUUGAUAUCUUGAUGUUUGUGUUAAAAGUGCAGAAAAAUAUGAACAAAACCAUGUUUUACUGUAUUUCACAUUUUAUCAUGUCAUUUUAUCUGCAGGGCAGACCCAUAUGAUCAUGCUCUGACUUUUAAUAUUUUAAAUUCUUGAAAUCUUUUUAAUUUCGGCUUACAGUACUGUUGAGAUCUCUUGUUUUUUCAGUGAAAUACCAAAACACAAUGAAAAAUUAUUUUGUUGUCGAUUUUCAAGAAAUUGACAUUUUUUGUUCACGAUUUAUUUUUGUGUUGUCUUAACUCUGCAAUAAAUAUGUAUCCUUUGAUAUAUUGCAUUUCAAGACUCUGUAUUAUUUCACUAGAUUUCACAUUGUAUGUACCAUUUUACAUUUAGUUGUUUAGAGAAAUUAGCUGUACAGUCAAUGUUAAGAAUAAAACAUUUUUAAUAUAAUA